AAAAACGAGUGCUAAAUACGAGUUAGCACCUGGGGGGUUAUUUCUAGCACCUCAAGUGCCAUUUACUUCUGGGAAAUGAUGAUGUGCAAACAAAUUGGUGCUGAAAUUAAGUGCUGAAUAUCAAAGACGCUAGUUUUGCACUUGAAGUGCUGACCAGCAAAGGAGUUGGUCCAGUGGUGUUAGCUGGAUGUGCAAGGACGCACCUGUAGUGCUAGUUUAACCGGGAUCGGUCGGAGCCAGCAUGCAGCGCACGUGGCUUGUAUGUACUGUCCUAUACGUAGACCGACUGCAUGUAUGCGGUACCGGUACCGGCCCCGAGAUCAAGACUUGUCUGUACAUGUUUUUAUUACACGUUCCUUUUGCAUUCGCCUGCCCUUUAUAUAGCAGAAAACAUGAUUCUUGACGUUGUACAAGAAACGAGCAUUGGCAGCUAGAGUAAGUAUCACAGAAUUACAUUCCAGAAGAAGUCCAAAAGAUUACACGCACAAAUACAAAGUCUAUUAAAAUAAAUCUUAAACUAAUUAUCACCAAGUUACAUAAACUAAACAGAUGAAAAUACAAGCACAAGCAUGGGUUACAUAUGCUUCAAAUGUAAUAUCAGGAUACCAGGACCUGUAUCAAAUUUAGUCAGCCAUUUGCACAUGGCACAUGCUUUAUUUGACCUGAAAAAUCUCCACCUAGUGUGUAGUCAAGGAGGAUGCCCAUCAUCAUUCAAAACAUUUAAUUCAUUUAGAAAACAUAUUGUUAGGUCACAUCCCUUUGAUGAGGCUGACCAUGAGGAAAAUAUACCCAUUAGGUAUGGCAAUAGAGAAGACGAUGAAGAUUCUGAUGUAGAUGAUGAUGUGGAGUUUGGACGUAAUGUGGAAAACAAUGAGGAUGACAUGAAUGAUGACAUUUCUAAGAGUGCAGCAAGAUUUCUUGCUGGUCUUCUUUCAGAGACUAAUAUGACUUAUGCUUCUAUGCAAAGAAUUGUUUCUAGUACCUCAGAAUUAAAUCAGGAAGUUGUAAACAAUUUGAGGAGAAGAAUUGUUGAUGCUCUCGGUAGGGUAGGAUUACAGGAAGGUUCUGAACAAUACGAGACUAUCAUAUCCGAGUUUGAUAGAGAGACUCGUUUGUAUGAGGGUCUCAGUUCUAGGUAUAGUCAGGAAAAAUUCAUCCAUGAUCAUCUAAACAUUGUCCAGCCUCAGAGUAUAUUUCUUGGAUUUCGUCAUGAUGUUCGCACAGAUAAACAAACUGGGCAAACAAAAGAAGUGCUCGUGCGAGAAACUUUUCAGUAUAUUCCUGUUCUGUCAACCUUGGGUAUGAUUCAUGGAAGUGAAGUUGCAAGUCACGAAAUUGAAGUAGGACACUGCAGCAAUGAUGGAAUAUUGCGAGACUUUUGUGAUGGUGAUCACUACAGAAAUCAUCCUCUGUUCUCUAAUGGGCAAGCAAUUCAAAUCUGCCUCUACUUUGAUGAAUUCGAGGUAGUGAAUCCUCUUGGGUCUAAAAGGGGGAUUCAUAAGAUUGCAGCAUUUUACUACACCCUGAAAAAUCUGCCUCCAUGGAUGAAUUCAUCGUUGGAUAAUGUUCAUCUACUUGCUUUUUGUAAUUGUAUCGACCUAAAGAAAUAUGGCUUUGAUGCAGUUUUGGCCCCCUUUGUGGAUGAAGUUAAGAAGUUGGAGACAGAGGAAGGAGCACAAAUUGUCCUGCCAGACAAAUCUGUGAAAACAGUGCGAGGGACACUCGCUCAGGUUUGUGGGGAUAAUCUUGGCCUGAACGGAUUGCUAGGAUUUGUUGAAAGCUUUUCUGCCAACAGGCCUUGCAGGACCUGCUUAGGUCAGAGGGAAGAAUUUCAGACAAGGUUUCUUGGAGAAGAAUUUGAACUGAGAAAUAGAGAGAGUCAUGGGGAACAUGUUGAGGCUUCUCAGCAAAAUGCAGCAGCUGUCUCUCAGACUGGUGUUAAGAGGAAUUCCAUUCUCAAUUCACUUCAGUUUUAUCAUGUCGCUCAAAAUGUUGUGCCAGACAUCAUGCAUGAUGUGCUAGAGGGUGUUGGUCCAAUGGAGGUGAAAUUGGUUUUACAUCAAUUUAUAUAUGUGGACAAUUUUUUCACUCUCGAUACUUUGAAUUCACACAUAUCCAGUCACUCCUAUGGGUUUUGUGAUCAGAAAAACAAACCAUCUUGUAUUCUUGAAUCAACCUUGAAAAAUAAAGACAACUCCUUGAAGCAGCAUGCAAGCCAGAUGUGGUGUCUCCUGCGUGUUUUGCCUCUCCUGAUUGGUUCAUUCAUCCCACGCGGCAAUUUGCAUUGGAGCUUGAUCUUAUUGUUGAGGACCAUUGUAGAUGUUGUAUUUUCAGAUUCAGUCACAGAAGGGCUGAUUAUAUAUUUGAAACACCUCAUCCAUGAACAUCACACUUUGUUUCGACAGGUGUUUCCCAAUGUGAACCUUCUCCCCAAACACCAUUUUAUGGUGCAUUAUCCUAUGGCUAUGAAAAAAAUGGGACCACUUAUCAAUCUAUGGUCAAUGAGAUUUGAAGCAAAACAUAGUUGUAGUAAGAGGCUAGCAGGGGUAGUCGGUUGCUUCAAAGAUUUCUGUUUGACUGCAGCAGCAAGACACCAGGUUAGCCAUUGUAGUGCAUGGUCUCAACAGGGUCAAGGAAAUCCCACAGCUGAAGUUGAAGAUGUUGUUGCAUGUUCCGUUGCUGAGAUAGCUUACUUUCCUGCUCUUGUUGAUGAACUCCCUGGACUUCGUCGCACAGAUGAUGCAUUCUUGGCACAAAGAAUAACACAUUUAGGAACUACCUACAGGUGUAGUUCAGUAGUUGUGUUAGACAUUGGCACUGAAUUGCCCACCUUUGGUCAAAUUUCCAACUCUGUCAUUGUAAGAGAGACUGUCUUCUUAACAGGAUAUUUGUUGAAAGCUGAAUACUUUGAUGAACAUCUCCAUUGCUACAUUGUGAAUGAAACUGAUGAAAUGUUCUUUACACGUCCAGGUAGUUUGAAGAGUUUCCGUACCCUACAUUUAAACAGGUAUGGGGAAAAGAUGGCCAUUAUUCCAAGGAAUCACAUCUUAUGUAAGACCUGAAUAAAUGGUGCUCGUUGUCAAAACCUAUACCUGGUACAUCAAUUGUUCUUGCAAAAAGGCAAAUUAAAUGUAAUGUUCUCAACUUCUCACCAUCUUAUUUUUUGAAUGGAAUUUCUUUUUAUUCAUUUCAUUCUCAUUUCCUACAGGAUUAUCAAUGCCAGGAGAUCAGAGCAAUUUAUAUGUUAUACAAAUUGAGGGUGCUGUAAAUUUUCUAUUGCUGAUUAUCGAGGCAUAUAAAGAAAAUGUAAUAACAAAAGAAGAAUUAGUGAAUUUCUUAGUUCAGUUUUUAUACCAGCAUUGAACCCAAAUAAUGGAUCUCAAAAGAAUGUAUGUUACGUACAAUGGGGACCAAAACAGUGAUAGGAAAAAGCUAGUAAAGUUGGACACGACUGAUUUCGAUAGCAUGACAUUCAAAAUCAAACAAACAUUCGCCCUUCCAAUGGACGAAAAGUAUGCAUUCCACGGCCGUGUAGAAGCCAGUGGACCACUCGUUGAACUGGAUGAACAUGACAGCGAAAUCCUGGAUGAGUUAAUCGAGGUCUCCUUCAACAGAUGCGGAGGUUCCUCUCGGGGUGUACCUAUUGUACCAGAGAGUGAUUCUGACAUAGAGAUGUGUUCCAACAUAUUUCUGCAAGGAUGUUCAUCAGAUGUCUCAUCUGGGGUGUCCUUUUCAUCUCCUGUCCAGUUGAAGUUCGUGGCUGACACCGAUUCUGAUCUGUCUGGGGAUUCUCCCUUGUUGAUUCCUCCAUCGCCGCCACCUUGCAGCAUGCUGCUAUCAGACUGUUCUUCAGAUGCCUCGCCUCAGAUGUCCUCAUCCCAUCACAAGACAUCAUUCAUGGUGAACCCAUCUCCUCUCUCCUCAAUUAAGAUUGUGCCAGAGAGUAAUUCAGCUAUGCCAGGGACAUCACUGUCAAGUUCCAGCGUGCUGCUGCCGAGUUGCUCCUCAGAUGUCCCGCUUCAGAUGUCCUCAUCCCAUCACAGGACAUCAUCCAUGGUGAACCCAUCUUCUCUCCCCUCCGAUAAGAAGCUAGAUUUUGACAUGAAGAAAAUAUUAGAGGGUCACAACAGAGGUGCAUCCAUACUUGAGGAGUAUAAUAGGCUCAGGCUCAUCUCCCCCACAACUAGGAAGCAGGUCAUCAGCAUCAUGGCAGCAGAGUUAGUGGCAGUAUGUGGAUACUACCCCACUAUGCAGCAGAAGCAUGCAGUAGCCAAAGCUAUUAUCUCCUUCUUCCCGGAACUGAAAGAUCCCACUGGAGAGACUGGAUAUGAACAUAUCUACUGCUCUAAAGGUGGACAGUCGGGCUAUUUGUUCGACAAGCUAAAAAACAUCCGGAGAAAUCUGCCUGACAGUGCCAGAAUGAAAAGUGGCAAGGGCAAGGGCAAGGGCAAGGUCAGCACAUCAAAAGGUACUACCAAAAGGCUAGAGGCUGUCCUCACGUCUGAAGAGAUGAAGGAGGCAGAAGCGCUGUGUAGGAACAGCACAGAUAAGAAUACAGUUCGAGCAGCAAUGGCCAAAUGCUCCACAAGUAGACAUGCAUGGAUCCAGGAUCAGAAACCUUUCAUGAAGGACAUAUUGCAGAGGUACCCGCGGUACAGAGACAUGCCAGACCUUGUGCAGCAGGAUUUCCAGGAGAUUUACCCUGAUGCCAGUGAUUCCCUCCUCAAGAAAUGGGAUGGCCAUGCCAUGGCUCUUUUGGCCUAUGCAUCAACAUGUAGGGAAGGCAAGGAGAUCAAUGAUGAAUACCAUGCACUACCCAAGACCAGACAAGACUUUCCUCCUACUUUUUUCAACAGAACACACGCAGCUAUUUGGUUUCCUGGUACUCAUGAAGUUCCUCCCUUCAUACAAUACAAAGGGCAAAGGGCGUGUCUCACAAGCAGAUAUGGAACAUUGCAUUGUGCACUUCCAUGACGUAAGUGUUGUGCUGCUAGUAUUUCAAGUGUUUUAAAUACAAGAAAAUGACAUGCUGGUAAAUAUACAUUUGCACCAGUCAAUGGCUUAAUUUACAGGGGUGACACAUCACUUUGGUAAGAUUUAUAUUCGUCUGUACAGUAUAGAUACGAUUUGAUAUAAGUACAGCUUCAGUUGAUACAAUGGGAUCUUUGUUUAAGUAGGGGAGGGAAGUUGAGAAUUGGGCCAACAGAAGUGAAAAUACAUGAAUUAAGAAAGUAAAUGAGACAGUGAUGGAAGCAUGCACAAACACACACACACACACAAAUGUUCUCCAAGUGUAUGAGACAUUUAAAUCAAUAUGGGACAGACAUGCGCACUCUGAAGAUGUGCAGUGUCAAGCAGGAGCUCUAUUAAAAAAAAUUUAAAAAAAGGCUCACAUACAUUCACGUAUGACCAGUACAAUUGAAUGGCAUUGUCUAAAUACAUUUUUGUUAUCUUUUCCUUCUUGUCUUACUGAGCGAUAUUGUUAUUUAUUUUUGUGUGUGUGUGCUACAGGUCCACAGGCCUGUGACUGAAUGCUUGAAGGACACGGCCACGAGACAGCCCUCCUUGCUAGUGAAGGGCACAAACAACAACGUUGAAGAGAUC
Strongylocentrotus purpuratus (purple sea urchin) is the source of this 5604-nucleotide messenger RNA. RefSeq lists its product as uncharacterized. The coding region runs from base 3373 to 4974 and encodes 533 amino acids. The record is from RefSeq and is a predicted model, not a curated record. The transcript is spliced from 10 exons. Lineage: Eukaryota; Metazoa; Echinodermata; Echinoidea; Camarodonta; Strongylocentrotidae.